Messenger RNA from Babesia ovata, 1263 nucleotides. RefSeq names its product Ulp1 protease C-terminal catalytic domain-containing protein. The transcript has a single exon. Gene Ontology annotation, molecular function: deSUMOylase activity. Gene Ontology annotation, biological process: protein desumoylation. Bases 1 to 1263 code for a protein of 420 amino acids. Lineage: Eukaryota; Apicomplexa; Aconoidasida; Piroplasmida; Babesiidae. Gene Ontology annotation, cellular component: nucleus. The record is from RefSeq and is a predicted model, not a curated record.
AUGGGGCAAUCUGAUGCAGAAUUAUUAACAUCAGAUCCGGCUUCGCCCUCAAGUGCGGCAAAUGCAAUGGAAAGCGAGCAUACACGUACAAACAGUGAUGACGACGGUGAUCGCAACCACGAUUCGUCCGGAGUUGGAGAUACCAAUGAAACGCUUAGCGCUCGAUCUGAUUCCCUUAAAACGGACCUCAGACGCUCGAAUCAACAUGUUACCGCAGGCAAAGAUACAAUUUUGUAUGAUGAUGUUCUGCAAGAGAUGACAAAGCUUUCCCUGCGUGGUGACAUCUGCGUUCAGGAAAACCUGUUAGACAUAACCGAAUAUCAUGGAAGUAAAAGUGAUAGACUCUUAAGAAAGCUUAGGUCCAUCGAUGAUUUGCAAAAUGGCAAAAUUGUGGAGCCGUUACCCGUGGCUGGAGAACCUGGUUUUGACCUGUGGGAUUUGAAAUAUCGAGCCGAGUUACAGGAACAACAAAGGGCCUACGUUGGAAGCCUGUUCAAGAACAAUUUGCCGGAACGUUGGCUCAAUUUGGAGAAGCUCGGCAAUGCGGCCGACGCAUUGUCUCUGCUGCGUCGUGGAAGCGCAUCACGUGUACUGGCCGACAAGUUUGGCAUCGAGAUGACUCGAAAGCACUUACGCUGUCUAGAUGGACCUCACUGGUUAAACGAUGAGGUCAUCAAUUUCUACCUCGGCCUCGUACAGGAUAGGAAUGACCGAUUAACAGGCGAUGGCGUUGCCGGUAUUCCACGAUGUUUCUGCUUCAACACAUUCUUCUUCAACCUUUUAUGCGGGGGAGACGAUCCUACUACUAAUUACAACUACAGCGCAGUGUCACGUUGGACUUCAAGGCGCAAAUUGGAUGUAUUCGCCAUUGAUCUUUUGCUGAUACCCGUCCACGUGCACAAGUCGCACUGGUGCCUUGGUGUGGUGGACAUGCGCCCACAAUCUCGGAGGAUCAUGAUAUUCGAUUCAUUGGGUGGCUACCACAGCCUAUUUUUCAGAAACAUGCGGAGAUGGUUGCAAGACGAGCACCUUAACAAGAAGAAGGUCCCGAUUGAGGACAUCAAUGAAUGGGAGCACAGCCCCGCAUAUGCAGCAGAAGUUGGGGCGCCACGCCAGAACAAUGGGCAUGAUUGUGGCGUGUUCUUAUGUCUCUACGCUGAGUGUAUAUCUGUGGGGAAGCCAUUCGAUUUCUCCCAACAAGACAUUCGAGACCGUCGCAUCAUGAUGAUACAACAAAUUUUGAGGGGUUCGAUAUAUGAAUGA